This is a messenger RNA of Vitis riparia (riverbank grape), 1693 nucleotides long. Its product is annotated as E3 ubiquitin-protein ligase SINAT2-like. The transcript is spliced from 4 exons. Gene Ontology annotation, cellular component: cytoplasm. Gene Ontology annotation, biological process: ubiquitin-dependent protein catabolic process; multicellular organism development. Lineage: Eukaryota; Viridiplantae; Streptophyta; Magnoliopsida; Vitales; Vitaceae. Gene Ontology annotation, molecular function: ubiquitin protein ligase activity; zinc ion binding; protein binding. The record is from RefSeq and is a predicted model, not a curated record. The coding region runs from base 588 to 1514 and encodes 308 amino acids.
UUUAUAUACCUUUUUUUGUGGGUUUUCUUUUUGUUGAUUGGAACUUCAUUGUUGAUUAGAACAAUUAUUGGAGCUCAAGUAGGUUGGUGAAUUGGGCUUAUGGAAACAACAUCCCAUUUGGGUGUUCUUGUUCUUGGUCAGUGUUUGUUGUUCCCGUAGCUCUCUUUUGGGGCUAUUUUGUUGAUUGGAACUCCAACUUAUGUACAAUUCUGGAAGCUCAAAUGGGUUGGUGAAUCAGAAAAAUGGGGUCAAAAUCUCAUCUGGGUGUUCUUGCUCUUGGUCAUUUUUUUAGCUUUUUUUGGGGGUUGUUUUAUUGAUUGUUUGGAACUCCAAGUGUUUCACAAUUAGCCAAGCUCAAGUGGGUUCAUGAAUAAGGCUUGUGGAAACAAAAUUUCAUCUGGGUAUUCUUAUUCUUGGCCAGUUUUUGUUGUUUUGGGGGGUUCUUUGGUUGAUUGGAACCUUCAUUAUUGGCUGGAAAGCGUGGCACAACCAGUGAAGCUCAAGUGGGUAGAACCACUUGAGGAAAUUUUUUUUGAUAGGAACCACCUGAGGAAAUUGGAAACUGAAAAAGAGGGAGGUGAACAGAGAUGGCUCCAGGAGGUGGCAUCUGCAAGGAAGUUUGUGAGUCCCGCUCUGCAUUUGCAGACUAUGAUGUAACAACAGCAAAUUUGGACCUAAGAAGUUCUCCUUUCAGAAAAGCAACUACUGGUGUUGGUGGAAAGCAUGGAACGCCAUCAACUAGUGGUGUGCAUGAGCUGUUGGAAUGCCCUGUUUGCAUGGAUCUAAUGCACCCUCCUAUUCACCAGUGUCCAAAUGGCCACACUUUAUGUUCCAACUGCAAGGCCAGAGUACACAACUGUUGCCCAACUUGUCGCUUUGAGCUAGGGAAUAUAAGGUGUUUGGCUUUGGAAAAAAUUGCGGAAUCACUGGAACUUCCAUGCAGAUACCAAAUUUUCGGUUGUCAUGACAUUUUCCCAUAUUACAGCAAGCUCAAGCAUGAACAAAACUGCCAGUUUCGCCCAUACAGCUGCCCUUAUGCUGGGGCUGAGUGUUCUGUCACUGGCGAUAUCCCGCUCCUUGUCAUGCACCUCAAGGAUGAUCACAAGGUUGAUAUGCAUGAUGGGUGUACUUUCAACCAUAGAUAUGUCAAAUCCAAUCCCCAAGAAGUCGAAAAUGCCACAUGGAUGCUGACUGUUUUCAACUGUUUUGGCAGGCAGUUCUGCUUACACUUUGAGGCAUUCCAUCUGGGAAUGGCACCUGUUUACAUGGCCUUUUUGCGGUUCAUGGGCGACGAAAAUGAAGCAAGGAAGUUCAGCUAUAGUCUUGAGGUAGGCGGAUAUGGCAGAAAGCUAAUAUGGCAAGGAGUUCCCAGGAGCAUUCGCGAUAGCCAUAAAAUGGUUCGGGACAGCCAAGAUGGACUCAUUAUUCAGAGAAAGUUAGCACUUUUCUUCUCUGGUGGCGAGAGGCAGCAACUGAAGCUGAAGGUGGCUGGCCGUAUUUGGAAAGAGCAGUGAGGGUUAAGUGCAGGGAGACCACAUUUUUUUUGUUUCAUUAUGGAUGGUAUAGUUGAUGGGGAUGCUAAAAGAUUCAUGUGGAAUUGUGUAAAUGAGUAGGCAUAGAUUACUUGUGGGACAACGUGGUACUAUUUUGUGCAUUUUUUUAUAUAAUUAAGAAUAUUUAUGCAUUCGAUCAA